CCUGUUAUUGUUAGCUAUUUAGCAUUGUCAUGCUUUGUUCUUGUGAUGAGAAUUUUGUAACUCUUUAACAUGCAUACAUCAUAUCCGAGACAUAAAAGAUCCAGAGCAUCCUUAUUCUUUAGAAGAGCUUAAAGUUAUUACAGAAGACUCCAUUGAAGUAGAUGACACGAGAAGCUGUGUCAGGGUCACAUUCACCCCAACCGUUGAGCAUUGCAGUAUGUCUACCAUCAUUGGCCUAUGCUUGCGAGUGAAGCUCAUGUGGUCUCUGCCUUCCCGCUAUAAAGUUGAUAUUAGACUUGCACCAGGAUCACAUGUAUCUGAAGCUGCAGUAAAUAAGCAAUUGAACGACAAAGAGAGAAUCACGGCUGCCUUGGAAAGUCCUUACCUUGCGGAUGUGGUCGAUGAAUGCCUUGCUCCUUCUUAUCAAUCUUGACCUAAUAGCUAGACAACAUAUGACAUGAGUCUUUGCUACUUAUACUGUCUGUAAUGCACACCGAGAACAUCUUUCAUGUCUUUCUUAAAAUUUGUGUAGCUUUACUGAUUUUUGUUGGCAGAUUGAUUGUUUCUCUUUUCCCUCAAAUAUUUAUUAAAUGCUAUAAACAGUCCCUCCAUUCAUGUGUUUGUUGUUGUAUAAACUGUCACUUGAGAAUUGCUGCAACAUUUGAUUCAAUAAAUUGAUUAUAGAGAA
Cuscuta campestris is the source of this 688-nucleotide messenger RNA. Lineage: Eukaryota; Viridiplantae; Streptophyta; Magnoliopsida; Solanales; Convolvulaceae. The record is from the annotation of a GenBank genome assembly.